UUGCAGACAUAGGUCACGUGGCGAGGGUGGGUGCGACGGGAGGGGCCUGCGCUUAACUAGGGCCCCCAUCCACCAUGUUUUCUGACGGACCCGAGUCUGGUUUUUUUUUACCGAAAAACCAUACGGAAAUGGCCGGAGAGCUCCAGGGAACCUAGGUGCCCUAACGCGCGAGCGCGGCGGGACUAUCCUAGCAGGUGUUCCCGGAGACAGAGGCGAUGGCGUCUAGUAGUAACUGGCUUUCUGGAGUGAAUGUCGUGCUUGUGAUGGCGUACGGGAGUCUGGUAUUCGUACUGCUGUUUAUUUUUGUGAAGAGACAAAUCAUGCGCUUUGCAAUGAAAUCUAGAAGGGGACCUCAUGUUCCUGUGGGACACAAUGCCCCCAAGGACUUAAAAGAGGAGAUUGAUAUUCGACUAUCCAGGGUUCAAGAUAUCAAGUAUGAACCCCAGCUCCUUGCAGAUGAUGAUACCAGACUACUGCAGCUGGAAACCCAGGGGAAUCAAAGUUGCUACAACUAUCUAUACAGGAUGAAAGCUCUAGAUGCCAUCCGUGCCUCUGAGAUCCCGUUUCAUGCUGAAGGCCGGCACCCCUGUUCUUUAAUGGGUAAGAAUUUCCGCUCCUACUUGCUAGAGCUGCGAAACACUACCACUCCUUUCAAGGGUGUUCGAAAGGCCCUCAUUGAUACCCUCCUGGAUGGAUAUGAGACAGCCCGCUAUGGGACAGGGGUCUUUGGCCAGAGUGAGUACUUGCGAUAUCAGGAGGCCUUGAGUGAGCUGGCCACUGUGGUCAAAGCACGAAUUGGGAGUUCUCAGAGACAACACCAGUCAGCAGCCAAAGACCUAACUCAGUCACCUGAAAUGUCGCCAACCACAAUCCAGGUCACAUACCUGCCCUCCAGUCAGAAGAGCAAACGCCCUAAGCACUUCCUCGAACUGAAGAGCUUUAAAGACAACUAUAACACCCUGGAGAGCACGCUGUGACGGAGCUGCACACAUGCCAGCUUGUGGCGCUCGGAAUAUCUGGUUCAGCAGACCCAAACUUUAUUGGCCAAAGCAUUCUUACAGAACAGUAUCUAAAAGGCCAUUCCCAACCUUUUCUGAUACUGGCUAAGACCUCAGUCUCAGUAUCUCCCAGUAGCACUUCUUCUGGAUUUGAGUUCAAAUGUCAUUCUUAACAUUUCUGUUGAAGCUUCCUUGAAAACCUUCGCUUGAUUUUGGCUGUAAUUCACCUGCCCUGUUCAGUGCUGUUUAGUCCCAAAGAUGUAAGUUGAGGUGAGGUGUCUUUUGUCUACCCCAUUGCACUCAACUGAACAGAAAUAUUUGUUUUAGAGCAUCUCAGAUUUGAUUGGUGGAAAAGUCAGUCAGGACCUGAUGGGGAAAGGAGAUUGAUAAAGUGGGUAGAAUGUCCUCUGGAAUUUUGGUGCUCCAUUAUAACCAGGUGCAUUGUGACAUGAGCAUGACUUUCCUAAAGUGAAGGAUCUAUCCCCACCUUCAUCCAAUACUUAUGACAAGUAGAAAGAAACAUUCUGGCACUUGGCAUAACCUAUGCCAAGAUGGUGAAACAAUGUGAAGAGAAGUGGUAUCCUCUAAUAUCAGUGUAUUAGUCUCAGUUUACAAAGUACUUAAUAAAACUACUAUAAAACCA
Messenger RNA from Mastomys coucha (southern multimammate mouse), 1641 nucleotides. RefSeq names its product chromosome unknown C1orf43 homolog (gene Ltap1). Lineage: Eukaryota; Metazoa; Chordata; Mammalia; Rodentia; Muridae. The coding region runs from base 216 to 977 and encodes 253 amino acids. Gene Ontology annotation, biological process: phagocytosis. The record is from RefSeq and is a predicted model, not a curated record. The transcript has 7 exons.